Phoenix dactylifera (date palm) is the source of this 806-nucleotide messenger RNA. The record is from RefSeq and is a predicted model, not a curated record. NCBI's taxonomy places the organism in Eukaryota, Viridiplantae, Streptophyta, Magnoliopsida, Arecales, Arecaceae.
CGACUGUCGUAAAAUAAGCGCCCAGGGCCAAUUUCGGGAUCGGACCGCGUUCCCAUGGGGCUCCUUUUCCUUGCCAUGACCUUCUCCCUCCCUCUCCCCCCACCCCUUGAAAAACCCCUCUCCUCUCGCAUUCACAGAUCCUUCAAUCCUCCCGAAACCCUGACCCUAACCCCAGCGAGCAAUCGAAGACGAGAAAUGGCCCAGAGAGAGAAGGAGCUCCAGGUCCCAGAGACUCUCACCCUCUGCGUCAACAACUGCGGCUUCUACGGCAACCCCGCCAUCAACAACAUGUGCCAAGCCUGCUUCCAGGCUACCGAAUUCGCCUCCCCCUCGCCACCCUCCCGCUCCAGCCACGAGAAAGCCAGCUCCGCCCCGGCUCGGUCGCCGGAUCCGGCAACGGAAGCAGGGAGGGGAGGUGCGGAGGGGCCGGCGGCCAAGGCUGAUGCUGCCGCCGCAGUGGUGUCGCCGGCGAGGCGGGUGAGCCGGUGCGCGGGUUGCCGGAAGAGGGUGGGGCUUACGGGGUUCCGGUGCCGAUGCGGAAGCAGGGAGGGAAGCCAACGACCCCCCUCCAAACAACCCCUGUCGGAAGGGUCAUCCCUCCUCCCUCAACCCAUUCCAGAGAUCGGAAAGCAUCUAUUUAAGCAGUAGUAUUACCCACAUCUCUCUCGCCCAUUCCUCGUCUUCUCUCUCUCUCUCCAGAAACAUCGGUCACCAGUGCUUCAUAGAGAUAGAGGUACAGAGACCAAACCCUUCUCCAAUCCCUCUUUUGCUUGAUCUUUUCGACUUUUUUUUUGGUUGUUUUCUCG